This is a messenger RNA of Anopheles moucheti, 3412 nucleotides long. It is a transcript of the gene Fife, whose product is annotated as regulating synaptic membrane exocytosis protein 2. The coding region runs from base 83 to 2791 and encodes 902 amino acids. Gene Ontology annotation, biological process: regulation of synaptic plasticity; calcium ion-regulated exocytosis of neurotransmitter; regulation of membrane potential. Gene Ontology annotation, cellular component: cytoskeleton of presynaptic active zone; presynaptic membrane. The transcript is spliced from 12 exons. The record is from RefSeq and is a predicted model, not a curated record. Lineage: Eukaryota; Metazoa; Arthropoda; Insecta; Diptera; Culicidae. Gene Ontology annotation, molecular function: small GTPase binding; transmembrane transporter binding.
GAGACAUUUGCCAGCAGAACCUACGUCAUCGCUACCAGCACACGCUCGAGGGGAUCGCUGCGGCGGAAUUUAACAUUUCAAAAUGCUUCCAGCAAACGUAAUGUCGUUCAUGAAGAAGAUGGUUGCCACCGAUGAGGCAUCCCAUCAGCAACCAUCGAUGGAAAAUACGGGAGCCUUCGGGAAGCUGAAGCAAACCCUUUCCACGUCGCUGCUGACGGCACAGGACAGAGUGAACAAAAUGUCCCCACGCCCUUCGCUGGUGCCGGACGCGACGGAGACGACACCACAGGAUGACCCGUACAAGGACACGGCGGCAGUUACCGAGAAGGCGUCGAACGAGGGCAACAAGUUCAACACACGGUCCGGUUCGUGCCGGAUAUGUCUGAAAUCGUUUAAACCGAACGACUUCAAAAAGACCUGCGUCGAGUGUGAUCAGAAGGUUUGCGAAGACUGUGCCAGCUAUAGCAAACUACAAGAUUCGGAAGACUUGGAUCUCUGGCGAUGUAGCGUCUGUCGGCGAAAGAUGGCGUCCCGCAUUUGCAUACCCCAGGAAUCGACCGACUCCGCCCUGGAGGUGCCGGUCAUGGAGACGCUUCAGCGACGCCAUUCGGACAUCAAGCUAGGCUUCAACCAGCAUCUGGACGAUGGUAAGGGUUCCGCGCUGGCACCACCGCGCAGUCCCGAGCUACGCCGCCAUUCGGACGUGUCGCCGGCCUCGCUGAAGGAGUUGGAAAAGCUGAAAGGUGGUCACAGUGCCGCACCGAGCCGAUCGUCCAGCCCGCCCGGCCGGAAGGAGAUGGAACUGGGGACACCGCGCGUCUUCUCCCGCCGGCCCUCGACCAAGAUGUCCCGCCAGCGGAGCUACGACGACGAGUUCAAAACGAUGAGUUCCGACACGAAUCUGGCCGAGGCGGGCCUCAACUUGCCGCCACCGAUGCCGCGGCGAAAGUCCGCGUACGACGUGUACGCACCGGGCGUGCUGGUAAAUGCGAUGCAGUCGGUAAAGCUGGCGCCGGACGAUCCGGACAAGAUAAGCACAUCGCGCCGCUCGUCGAUGAAGAUGAUGGCGGAUGGGAACGAGUUCGGUGCGGAUGAUCACACGGUGGCGGAUAUGAAAGCGGCCGGUCUGAUCGUGGACGACGAUCGGCGACACAAGCGACGUGGAUCGCAGCUACCCGACAUUCCGGCACUGAAAGACAAAACUGCCCAGAACUCUGCGAACAUAUCAGUCUAUCAGUGUCCGGCGUUGGAGGAUUUGGAAGCACCCAAGCGGCAGACAUCGCUGGACGGCGAAGGUAUCAAGAUCGUGAUACACGAUGCAGACGCUGGACCACUGUGUGCCGCCAAACGGAGCGUCCUAUUGCGAAGAGAUCCCUCCGACAAAGCGCACAGAACACGAGGAUUUGGAAUGCGUGUAGUCGGUGGCAAAACGGGUGCUGACGGACGACUCUUCGCCUACAUCGUGUGGACCGUACCGGGUGGACCGGCCGAAAAAGGAGGUCUCCAGCAGGGUGACAAGAUUCUGGAAUGGUGCGGUACCUCGCUGACCGAUCGCAGCUUCGAGGAGGUGUGCGCCAUUAUGGAUCGCACGGGUGACACGGCCGAGCUGCUGGUCGAGCACGCCACCGACUUCAAGAUGUGCGAGCUGUUAGACGAGGGCGGCAUGGGCAUGAACGUUGGCUCGACUUACGGCAGCACAUCACCAGCAACAUACGCUAUAAACUUUUUACUUUGCCCUUUCUUUUCUCGCGCAGAGAGUGAAUCAACGGUGGACAAAUCUCCCUCUUCGCCGACCAGACGCAAAUUGCCUAAAACACCGGAACAGAUAGCAAAGGGCAAGUUAGUGUCCGGUAGGGUUCAGGUGCAUGUUUACUAUCACGGCGAGCGAAACGAACUUGUCGUUUCGGUGAUGGCUGCCGAUGACCUGCCGGAGCGCGAUGAAUCGCUGGGCUAUGGCAUGUAUCCGGAAGCCUAUGCGUCGAUCAAGUUGCUACCCAAAACGAACGAAUCGCAUGUCGCCCAGACCGAAGUGUCCACUCCCUCUCUGAAUCCCAUUUGGAACGCGACCAUUACCUUCCAGGACGUGUUCAGUGACAAUCUGUUAGACCGUAAGAUAGAGAUAGUGCUGUACGAUCUGUUGCCCCACUCGGAGCCGAUCUUUCUCGGCGAAUGCUCGGUGAAGCUGCAGAAAGCCUGCCUGGACGAUGUGGCCGUCUGGUACCGGCUGGAGGAUCCGAACCAUCUGCGCGGUUCCGGCCCGGUACCGCCCGCCCGCCUCCGACGCCGCUCCACCACCACCUCCCAGAGCUCGAUCGACGAAAGUUCCGCCUCGUUCGGACGGUACGGCAGCAUCGAGAGUUCGCGCUUCCAGCGCUCGAUCUCGGACGAUGUCGACAGCCUGGACGAGAGCCGGUACCUGCUGCAUCCGAACUGGUCGGUGUCCGGGAGCAGGCGCGGCUCGACCCAGUCGGAAAUACAGAUGCAAACGCUCGAGGUGCACCAGAUCGGCAAGGAUUACUCGAAAUCGUUGCCCGGUUCGCGGCGUUCGUCCUUUCAGGACACGAAGGAUCAGCUUACGGUGGGGCCGGCCCACUACUCGCGCCGCUACUCGACGGGCCGCACGGGCGGUGCGGGCAGGGGUGAAGCGACGCCAGAGCGGAAGCUUUCCUUCGGUGGCACGAUCGGGGGCAUCGGGAGCGGUGGUGGUUCGCGAACCGAAUUUAUGCGCACCAUGAGCCUUUCGCGGGAGCUUGAUUUGAAGAAUCGCAAAAAGAAGCGACUCUUCUCGUAAUGGAGACACUGCAAAUCUAACGCAACGAAACUACUCACACGAAUAUUCGAACGAAAACAAAACAACAACAUAAACGACACCGAAGCACAAUCAAGCAAAGCGCUCCCCAAAACGGCAAACAGCCAAACAUUGGGCGGCCGCCCAAAACACAAACGGUUUUGAAACUUAGACAAUGAGAGCAUGAAGUUGAUGGUGAAGGAUGUUAAUGGUUCAAACAAACACUCAAACACACACGCACACACCAAGCGUAACAGUAACAUUUAGGAAGAUGAAAUGCAAAAUUCCCUUAGCGCACGUUUCUGACCCCACGGCCCCGGGGGAGGGGACCGUGCUCUUUAUCAACGGUUGCACGACAUGCGGAGGCACAGUUUGUGGAUGCAUAAUUAUACACAUUCAUCAUCCUUUCUCGUUUAUAUCGGGGUGUGUUUUUUGCCGUGCGACCAUGUCCGCGCGCGCGCGAUCCAUUUUACAAGAUUAUAUACAUACACAUAUAUACAUAUAUAUAUAUCAUGUUUUUGUGUAGCAAAUAUUUCAAAAGUUUACAGAACAUCACUUUCAACAUAUGUUACAUUACGUAGGUGAAACGCAAAACGAAAUAAACCACACAAUCCGGUACAUUAA